Molecule: messenger RNA, 849 nt
Organism: Strongyloides ratti
Lineage: Eukaryota; Metazoa; Nematoda; Chromadorea; Rhabditida; Strongyloididae
Product: Vacuolar protein sorting-associated protein VTA1 homolog
Exons: 3
Coding region: 1-849 (282 amino acids)
Biological process (GO): late endosome to vacuole transport via multivesicular body sorting pathway
Cellular component (GO): multivesicular body
Source: RefSeq, a predicted model, not a curated record
AUGUCUAAUGUACCACCAAGCUUAAAAAAUAUUUCACAAUAUAUUAAAUUAUCAAAAGAAUAUGUUACUAGAGAUCCCGUGAUUUAUUAUUGGUGUAUUUUAUAUUGUGUUCAACAAGGUUUAAAAUGCCCAAAAUCUCCAGAUGGUGAUAAAUACUUGGGAUGUUUAUUAUCAAUUUUAGAAAAGAUGAAGAAAGAUUUUAACACAACAGAAUCUAUAAUACAUUCAAUUGCUGGUCAAGCACAUAUUGAAGAAAAUGCAUAUAAACUUUUUGAAUAUGGUGAUAAACAAGAUAGACAAGGUGUUUAUGAUAUGAAAGUUAUUAAAUCAUUUUAUACAAGUGGUUUAUUAUUUGAUAUAUUAACACAAUUUGGUGAAUUAGAUGAAAAUAUUGCUUCAGCUAGAAAAUAUGCUAAAUGGAAGGCUACCUAUAUAAAUAAUUGUCUUAAAAAUGGAGAAACUCCAGUACCAGGACCACCAAAUGGAUCAAAUGAUGAAAUGGAUGAAUUAGAAAGAGAAUUACGAGGUCUAACACAGGGUAAUGGUGGUAGUACAGCAAACAAUUUAAAUCAUGACCCCAACAACUUUAAUAAUAAACCACUACCAUCUGCACCAACAUCAGCACCAGAUUUGGCUAAUAUACCACUAAACAAUGGUGCAUUAGUUCCACCAUCCUUAAAUUCAUAUCCCAGUGCACCAGUUAAACAACAAUACUCAUCAGAAAAUGAUCUUUUAGAUUUUACAAACGCUAAGAAGUUUGCCAAGUAUGCUAUAAGUGCAAUGGACUACGAAGAUAAAAAUUCAGCAAUCGAUAAUUUACAAAAAGCGUUAGCUAUACUAAAACACUAG